Messenger RNA from Beta vulgaris subsp. vulgaris (sugar beet), 635 nucleotides. RefSeq names its product glutaredoxin. The record is from RefSeq and is a predicted model, not a curated record. Lineage: Eukaryota; Viridiplantae; Streptophyta; Magnoliopsida; Caryophyllales; Amaranthaceae. The transcript has 4 exons. Gene Ontology annotation, biological process: cellular response to oxidative stress. Bases 130 to 450 code for a protein of 106 amino acids. Gene Ontology annotation, cellular component: cytoplasm. Gene Ontology annotation, molecular function: glutathione disulfide oxidoreductase activity.
CCUACGGCCUACCCCUUCAUGUAGCACGGUAUGAAGUGGUUGUAUACUUGUAUCAAAUCAUCGCAUAUUCAUUUUUAUUCGCAAUAGAAUUUACUAAAAAGAAAAAGUGUAAUCGGAAGGUUGGAUAAAAUGGCUAUGGAGAAAGCCAAGCAGAUCGUCUCAUCAAAUUCUGUCGUUGUAUUCAGCAAGUCGUACUGUCCAUUUUGUGUGGAUGUGAAGAAGCUGUUCUCUGGCUUAGGCGUGUCUUUCAACGCCAUUGAAUUGGACACUGAAAGUGACGGAAAUGACAUACAAGCAGCACUUGCAGAGUGGACUGGACAAAGGACUGUGCCAAAUGUGUUCAUUGGCGGGCAGCACAUUGGUGGCUGUGAUGCAACUAUGGCCAUGCACAAUGGAGGAAAGCUCGUGCCUCUGCUGACUCAAGCAGGAGCUCUCAGCAGCAGUGCUUAGUACAGCUGAAUAAACAGCAAUAAAGGCAUUCGUUAAUGUGUCGAUAGUAUUCUGUACUAGAAAAUUGAAAGUUGUGUUUCUGAACAAGAAGAGAGAUCAUGAUUUGGACAAGAUCAUUUCAAAAACCAGCCACUUCAUCUCUGUUUCUUUUAACCUUUUAUCAUUUUAUGUAUUUAGUUUGUUGA